Molecule: messenger RNA, 854 nt
Organism: Scleropages formosus (Asian bonytongue)
Lineage: Eukaryota; Metazoa; Chordata; Actinopteri; Osteoglossiformes; Osteoglossidae
Product: ADP-ribosylation factor-like protein 15
Exons: 5
Coding region: 1-597 (198 amino acids)
Molecular function (GO): GTPase activity; GTP binding
Source: RefSeq, a predicted model, not a curated record
AUGUCAGUUUGUUUAAUAGGUUUGCAUUUGUGUUUUCGAACUCUUUGCUGCAAAGGACCUCCUUCGGCAAGACCCGAGUAUGACGUUGUGUGUGUAGGACUCUCUGGUGCUGGCAAAACCAGUCUGCUUUCCUGCCUCUGCCAGGAAGACUGUGACAGUAUCACACCCACCACUGGUUUUAGCAUUAAAGCAGUACCAUUCCAGAACGCCAUCUUGAACGUAAAGGAACUUGGAGGGGCAGACAAUAUCAGAAAGUACUGGAGUCGCUACUACCAGGGAUCCCAGGGAGUGAUCUUUGUCCUGGACAGCGUCUCUUCGGAGGGAGACCUGGAGGUGGCGCGCAUGGAGCUCCACUCCGCCUUGCAGCACCCCCAACUCUGCACGCUCCCCUUCCUCAUACUGGCCAACCAUCAGGACAAGCCGGUUGCACGCAGCAUCCAGGAGAUAAAGAAGUAUCUAGAGUUGGAACCACUUGCAAGAGGGAAAAGGUGGAUUUUGGCAGGUAGUUCACUCCACAACAUUGAGGCUGUUAAGGAGAGUUUCCUACAGCUGAUUAAACUUUUAGAGGACACUCAACCAGUGCCAGGAAGGCUAUGAAGAGGAAAAACAGUUUCUUCUUAAAGCAAAAAACAACCCAACCUGUAAUCAUCUUGCAAAAAUUUUCUCUUAUUUCUUUCUCCUUAUUUUUGCAUUUUGAUCACAAUUCUUGGUCUUAAAAUGAAAUUAUCAAGAACAGCACUCAAUGGUUGAAAAAAGGGGAAACACGUUCAGAAGUGACAAGACCAAAUGUAUGAUGCUUAUUUAGAUCAUUUUAAAUAUAUUUGAUAAAAGUAGUUUUUCCAAGCGCACAACAC